UUUUCUAUUUAUAAGCAUUAAAAAAGUAAAAUGACAAAUGAAGAAAAGGAAAAAGCUGAGAACAGUAGAUUGAUUAAUCAAGAAUUUGGUCAAAAGAAGAAGUAUGACAAAAAUUUUAAAGGUCCAAUAAAAGAUCGAGGAUGUACCGAUAUUAUUUGCUGUGUGUUGUUUUCUAUUUAUAUGAUUGGAAUGAUAAUUGUUGGUAUUGUUGCUUAUAUGCAAGGAGAUCCUAAACGGCUGCUCUUCCCUACAGAUUCAAAUGGAAAAGUAUGUGGUGUGGACAUAAUAGGAAAAAGCUUUCUUCAUUAUUUUGACCUGACAAAAUGCAUAACCAAAGGUACAGCAGAUCCAUUAGUGUAUGCCAAAAAUGGUUUGGCUUGUCCUACUCCAAAGGUUUGUGUUUCUAAAUGUUCACAACUGAAUGCUGCUGGAUUUGAUGUUCCAUUUGAUGAAAUGGUUUGUAUUACUGGUGUACAGAUUUUAAAAAACACAUCAAAUACAGAAAAAAAGCAACUUGUUCAGGCUGGAAAGUGUUCUCCCUACUACUUACAAAGUAAACCAGUGUUCUAUCGGUGUGUGCCAGAGAUGUUUGCAAAUGCAAUAACCUCUCUUGGAAUUAUCAACAUAGAUGGCACAAAAGUAAAUGGAUCUAACAUUGAACUAGGAAAAGAUGCAUUAAAUAUCUUGCUAAACUUCAGAAAUCUUGGCAUGCAGAUUGCUGACGAGUUAAAGGUGGUUUGGGUAUGGAUUUUAAUUGGCCUAAUCAUAGCAAUGGUGGCAUCAAUGUUAUACAUAAUAUUAGCAAGAUGGAUUACAUUUCCCUUAGUUGUAUUUACUUCAUUAGGUGUACUCGGUUUAAUUGGUUAUGGUAUUUACUAUUCGUUUGCAAAAUAUAAGUUUUUAGUGGAUACAAAAUCAAGUGUUGAUAUUGUUUGGAGAAUAUCUAUCAAAUUAAGUGAUUUUUCUGCUAACAAAAAUGCUUGGCUUAUACUAGGAAUUACUUUAGCUGUUAUUUUCCUUAUUUUGUUUCUUAUAAUGAUUUUUUUGAUCCAUCGUGUGAGAAUUGCAUGUGAACUUAUUGCAGAAACAAGCAGAGCUGUUUGUUCCAUGCUAUCAACUUUGUUUUUUCCCUUGUUGCCAUGGAUAUUGCAAAUUGCAUGGUUUGGGUGGUUUAUAGUUGUUUUAUUAUUUCUUAUGUCUAAUGGAAUAAAGCAAUACCAAGUUUCUGCUGAUGAUAAUACUUAUAAUUUGACCAUGGGCAAAGCAUGUAAUUUAGACACAUUCUCCUCUUUGUACCCCAAGACCAAUGUUACGUGCUUGUUUGCAAAGUAUACAGAAAAUGUUAAUCUGUUUCGUUUUCAAGUCUUUCAUUUAUUUGGCUGGUUGUGGGGAUCACAGUUUAUUAUUGCAUUUACGGAGUGCAGUUUGGCUGGUGCGUUUGCUUCAUAUUAUUGGGCAAUGCGUAAACCACAGGAUAUUCCAUCAUUUCCUGUUUUUGGAGGCAUGUGGAGAUCUCUCAGCUAUCACACUGGUUCUCUAGCAUUAGGAGCAGCCAUUAUUGCAAUUGUUAAACUAAUACGAAUAACACUAGAGUAUAUUGAUCGAAAAUUAAAAGAGAACACUAACAAUCCGGUUGCAAGUUUCAUCAUGAAGUGUUUAAAAUGCUGCUUUUGGUGUCUUGAGAAAUGUUUGAGGUUCUUAAACAAAAAUGCUUAUAUAAUGAUAGCUGUUUAUGGUCGGAAUUUUUGUGUUUCUGCAAAAGAAGCAUUUAGUUUGUUAGUCAGAAAUCCAGCCAGGGCUUUGGCUAUAAAUGGCAUUACUGGAUUUAUUUUGUUUCUUGGUAAAAUACUUGUUACUGGAGGCGUAGGUGUUGGAAGUUUUUUCUGGUUUGGAAAAUACAACGCAUUUCAACCUGAUAAACUACAAUAUUCUAUUGCUCCAAUUCUGAUAUGUACAAUUGGAGCGUAUCUUGUGGCGAUGCUUUUUUUCAGUGUCUACGACAUGGGGAUCGACACGCUCUUCCUGUGCUUUUUGGAAGAUCUUGAACGCAACGAUGGUUCGGCUGAAAAGCCUUAUUUUAUGUCUAAAGAAUUGAGAAAUAUUAUGGAUGUCAAAAACAAGCCCGCGCCAAGCAAUGACAUUUCAAUGUCCCCUAAACAAACAUUUAAUAUUUAAAAGUACUUUGUACUUAUUUGUGAUUUUCAAGAAUUUUAUUAUUAGGUUUUUGAAAUAUUUUAUAGCAAGUUAUCUUUUAUAGCAGUUAUCUUUUAUAGCAUCCAUCUUUUAUUUGUUUAUUUAUGCAGUUUAUUUAUGGUUUUUAAAUACUUUUAGAUUUACUUGGAUUUUUGUGAUUAACAGGAAAAAAUUUCUGAAAUAUUUUUAUUCCAUAUAUUCCCUUUUUUUAGAAAAAUUUGUAGGAGAGUUUUUUUUAAAAAGAAAUAAAGAAACUUCAUUUUAAAAAUUUAAUUGUUUUAAUGCAAAAAUGUAAAAUAUUUAGUUUGUUCAUUACACUACCUGAUUUUAUUAUGUAUUGUUUUUUAUAUUGUUAUAAAAAUUUUUA
This is a messenger RNA of Hydra vulgaris (swiftwater hydra), 2560 nucleotides long. RefSeq names its product choline transporter-like protein 4. NCBI's taxonomy places the organism in Eukaryota, Metazoa, Cnidaria, Hydrozoa, Anthoathecata, Hydridae. The record is from RefSeq and is a predicted model, not a curated record. Gene Ontology annotation, biological process: transmembrane transport. Gene Ontology annotation, molecular function: transmembrane transporter activity.